GGAAAAGACUAAAGAUUAGAUUGUAGGUAAAGAAAAGUAGAAGCCAUGUUUCGAAGACCUGUGUUACAGCCCUGAAUCGUGUGCAGUUACUUGGGCGAGUGGGUCAGGACCCUGUCAUGAGACAGGUGGAAGGGAAAAACCCAGUCACAAUAUUUUCUCUAGCGACAAAUGAGAUGUGGAAAUCCGGAGACAAUGAAGCAUAUCAGAUGGGUGAUGUCAGUCAAAAGACAACAUGGCACAGAAUUUCAGUAUUCCGACCGGGCCUCAGAGAUGUAGCGUAUCAGUAUGUGAAAAAGGGGUCUCGAAUUUAUGUGGAAGGGAAAGUAGACUAUGGUGAAUACACGGAUAAAAAUAACGUGAGGCGACAAGCAACAACAAUCAUAGCUGAAAAUUACCUCUAUACUGACAGUUUUAGUUCACAAGAAACAUUGAGUAGAGUAUAA
This is a messenger RNA of Hipposideros armiger (great roundleaf bat), 443 nucleotides long. RefSeq names its product single stranded DNA binding protein 1 (gene SSBP1). The record is from RefSeq and is a predicted model, not a curated record. Gene Ontology annotation, molecular function: single-stranded DNA binding. NCBI's taxonomy places the organism in Eukaryota, Metazoa, Chordata, Mammalia, Chiroptera, Hipposideridae. Gene Ontology annotation, cellular component: mitochondrial nucleoid. The transcript has 5 exons. The coding region runs from base 117 to 443 and encodes 108 amino acids. Gene Ontology annotation, biological process: positive regulation of helicase activity; mitochondrial DNA replication.